Candidozyma haemuli is the source of this 1746-nucleotide messenger RNA. RefSeq lists its product as uncharacterized. NCBI's taxonomy places the organism in Eukaryota, Fungi, Ascomycota, Pichiomycetes, Serinales, Metschnikowiaceae. Gene Ontology annotation, molecular function: tripeptide transmembrane transporter activity; dipeptide transmembrane transporter activity. Gene Ontology annotation, biological process: transmembrane transport; oligopeptide transport. Bases 1 to 1746 code for a protein of 581 amino acids. The record is from RefSeq and is a predicted model, not a curated record. Gene Ontology annotation, cellular component: plasma membrane; fungal-type vacuole. The transcript has a single exon.
AUGGCUGAGGCUAAUAAAGUGACGAUUCUUGCUGACGAGAAGGACCUGGAGAGGGUGACUAGCGAGUUGGACUCGGUGCCUCCUUCUGAGGAGGGCGUGGAGCCUACGGAGGAGGAAAUGAAAAACUUGAGGAGAGUGGCAAAGACCAUUCCUCUUUCGUGUUGGCUUGUGGCGCUUGUGGAGUUGGCUGAACGGUUCUCCUACUAUGGGUUAUCUACACCUUUCCAGAAUUACAUGCAAAAUACGCCAGACGACGACCCCCACGGUAAAUUGGGUUUGGACCAGCACGGUGCCACUGCCUUGUCGUACUUUUGGCAGUUUUGGUGUUACGUGACGCCUAUCUUUGGUGCUUGGGUCGCCGAUACUUACUUUGGUAAGUUCAACACCAUCUGUAUUUUCAGUGUGGUUUAUAUUCUUGGUAUUUUCGUCUUGUUCAUCACGUCCAUUCCUUCCAUCGCUGAUAGAGACGCUUCGCUCGCUGGUUUCAUCAUUGCAGUUAUUGUUAUUGGGCUUGGUACUGGUGGUGUCAAGGCCAAUGUCUCGCCAUUGAUUGCUGACCAGGUUCCUAAGUUCAGACCAUUCACUAAGGUUCUUAAGUCGGGUGAAAAGGUUAUUGUGGAUACCAACAUCACAGUUCAGAAUGUCUUUAUGCUUUUCUACCUUAUGGUUAAUGUCGGUUCGCUUUCUAUUAUUGCUACUUCGGCUUUGGAGCAGGAAGUUGACUUCUGGGCUGCUUUCCUUUUGCCGCUUUGUUUCUUCUCCAUUGUGCUUUUCCUGCUUGUCUUCGGUAAGAAGUUCUACGUGAAAGUCCCUGUUGGAGACAAGGUCAUUGCUAGAUCUUUCAAGGUUGGCUUUAUUGCCUUGUCGAAGUUGAACUUUGACGCUGCUAGACCUUCUCUUCACCCAGAAAAGGAGUUCCCAUGGGACGAUUUGUUUGUGAGUGAAGUCCAGAGAGCUUUCUACGCCUGUAAGGUGUUUUUCUUCUACCCAAUUUACUGGUUGACUUAUGGUCAAAUGGCCAACAACUUCGUGUCGAUGGCUGGUGACAUGGAUACUCACGGAUUGCCAAACGAUGUGUUGCAGGCUAUUAACCCACUUACAAUCAUCAUCUUUAUUCCAAUCUGUGAAAGAUUCGUCUAUCCUUUCAUCAGAAGAUUCACCCCGCUUAGAGCCAUCACCAAGAUCUUUAUUGGUUUUAUGUUUGCAACCGCCUCUAUGGUUUACGCUGCUGUGUUGCAACACUUCAUUUAUCAGGCUGGUCCUUGUUAUGAUGACCCUAAGGGAUGUGCUCCGGAAUUCGCCAAAGUGCCUAACGACGUUCACAUUGCUCUUCAAACCCCAGCGUACUUUUUCAUGGGUAUGUCUGAGAUCUUUGCUUCUAUCACUGGUUUGGAGUAUGCCUAUACCAAGGCUCCAGUUUCGAUGAAGUCGUUCAUCAUGUCUAUUUUCCUUGUCCAGAACGCCUUUGGUUCUGCUCUUGGUAUUGCUCUUUCUCCAGUAUCCAGAAACCCUAAGAUGGUUUGGAACUAUACUGGUUUGGCGGUGUCUUGUUUCAUUGCCGGCUGGAUUUUCUGGUUCUUGUUCAAGCACUACAACUACAGAGAAGACGACUGGAACAACUUGGAGUAUGAGCACGAGGAACAGGCCAAAGCCAUUGAAGCUGCUAGAGACGAAGAGAAGGCAGUUGAGGCAGAGCCUCUUAACCCUGUGACCUCGCUUACUGUUUCCUAUAGAGAUUUGCGCUAA